Tigriopus californicus is the source of this 4195-nucleotide messenger RNA. RefSeq lists its product as uncharacterized. The record is from RefSeq and is a predicted model, not a curated record. NCBI's taxonomy places the organism in Eukaryota, Metazoa, Arthropoda, Copepoda, Harpacticoida, Harpacticidae. The transcript is spliced from 13 exons. Bases 117 to 4091 code for a protein of 1324 amino acids.
AAAAAAUAUAAACAUUGAAGGAGGAGUGACCGUCCCUUGUGACGCCCAACAUCCGUGGGCGUGUAUGUAGCCUGACUCCGACCACACAUGCCACAAUGACGGCCUAAUACGAAUCCAUGGAUUUGAACGAUUCCAUAUUUCCUGGGCCGGACCAAAAUUGGCCCCGCCCACCCAUCCCGCCCAUUCGACACCCAUGGGAGUUGGAGGGCGGUUAUGGCUCCGAAGUUCGCCCUUUAAUCCUGCCCCCGCGCGGAGGCAUGGGACGGGGCGGUCUGAGUGGGCGUGGCACGGGUUCCUCGCUGUAUGCGCCUUCGUCCGUCUCUCACGCCUCCCGAGAACAUUAUUAUGAGGAUCAUCUUAUGCGUCCGGGUCGAUUGCCCGUCCUGAAUCCGGAAGCGGUCCAAACGGACCAUUUGCAUCUGCACUUGAACCGCUUGAGUCGCGAGGUGCAGGCCUCGCUUUCGCCGGAUGCCCGGCAACUUGUGGAUAGUUACAUCCCCACUCAAGAGAUGGUCGAGUAUUUCGAGCGGUUGGACGUGUUGCUGUGCGGGAAAUGUCAGUCCGUGUUCCACGUGCUCGAGGAGUUCAAGAGCCACAAAUCGGGUUGUCGAGGCGAAUCCAACCAUGGGCGGAGUGGGCAGGAGUCCAGCGAUUACGCCUUGGCCCUCACCUUGUGGUAUAACACUCUCAUCCGGAAGAUUGAACAAGCCGGCGUGCCCUAUGCCGAACAAGAGGAUCUUCGCCAAUAUAUCCAGUCUAAAUUCUAUCGCUUGAGUUGGAAAUCCAAGCAGAAGUGGCAAAAAGUGGCUCGCCAUGUUCGGAAACUCUGCAGCGAAGGCCAAGUCCUCUUUGGAGCUGUGGACUUGCGCAAAGACUUGCUUCGAGAGUAUCAUCCUCCACUUUGGGUUGAGGGAGAAAACGGCCCUUCUAUGUUGGAACUCAAGCAAGAGGUGUCUACUCAGUGGCCAUCAUUGGGGGUCGAGGAAAUUGCCAACCCUGGAUCGAGGACUCUCCCCAAGAUGUCCUUGCUUCGAUCAGUUCGUACACUCGUUCCCAAAGUUCCGGGAAAAAACAUGAUCUCUAGUCCCAUCCUGGAUCCAGAACCCGAACUUGAACCCCCAGAGGUGCUAGAAAUAUUGGCUCAGAGGAAUCAACAGUAUUGUGUCAUAAUCAAGGGAAGACGCGAUCCAAAGUGGAUGGAUGCCCGUGAUUUGAGCCCCAAACUCAUCGCAACAUUUCACAAACCCACCAGAUCCGUGGGUGUGGCCAGCGUUCCUAUGGCCAAGACAAAAACUAAAAACGCUUCUACCAUGUCAGUCCCCCAAACUCACUCCAUUGCCACAGAGACCCUCCCACCCAAAUUGAUCUCGAGAACCACCGAAACCAUCUCGCCAUUGGUUUCAUCCGUGGGAACGGAGACAGUGGUGCCUCUGGUGUGCAAUGUAGAAACCGAGACCAGACAAAUUCAGACGAAAUCCAUUGGAGUUGGUUCGGAUGGGGAUCCUCUUCCCGAAGACUCCGUUUCCCAUGUCAAACAAAAUACUCUUCCCCUGGUCGUCACCGACGUGAUCGCCGGAGCUCCAGAGGUCGACGAAGAACUACUAGAACCUGUCCAUUCUCAAAACAAAACCUCCCUCACCGUCAUAAGCAAUGACUCCCCUUUCCUCUCAGUCCCACACCCACCUUUGCCCGUCAAACUAGUCCUGCCCUCUCGUCCCCGGGAUUCCUCACCGGAUCCAAGUUUGAAGAGUCCACCGCGAGCUUCGCGCCUAAAAGCGCUUACCAAAAUGAAGAGAUGGGCUAAGGACAAGAGUGUGUCCUCCUCGGAAGGCACGCCUACGCCCAUUGACCGGCCUUCAACGCCCUUAUCGGACACCUUGGCCGAUGAUGUGGAGGAGGAAACCAUCCUCACACAAGGUACCUUUGGCACCGUUAUGGGCGCUUUUCAAGCGGAGUUUGAAAAGAGCCUGAGCUCUCAAUUGAAGAGAGACCAGGAAAGCUUCAAGUCAGCCUUGAUUGUGGACUCUCCGACCCAGAAGCCUUGGGGAGGCAAUGCUCAUUGGUGGUUGAAGAAGAAUGCCUCUUCGCCACUGAAAUCGGGCAAAACGUGGAAUGAAGUUCCAACCGGGGGAAAAGUCGAGGUCAUUCGAUUAGGAGUGGUGGGCGGGGCUCGAACCUUGAGGGAGGAACUGGAGACGAAUGUGAGGCUGAGACAGGGACCCAAGCGGGGUCGACCCAAGGGAUCUUGCAAUAAAGUGCCGUCGGUCAAAGAACAGAAACGAUUGAAGGUCAAGCUGACAAUGGGUCGGAAGCGUCCUUUGUCAGGCCACUCCUUUGAGGCCAACAUCCAGGAGGAGUUGGACAACUCCAAGGUGACCUCGGAUGAUACCAAAGAACCCUUCGGUCUCCAAUUCUCCGAUGAAGACAUGGAUCUGGAUCUUUCCCCGUUGAGGACCCGGGGACGUAAACGCAAGAGGCCCAAGGACGAGAAGCCCAGGAUUGUCAAGGCCAAGAAAAAAAGGAAAUCCAAUCCACCCGACGAUCUGGCCGAUGAAGAGAUUGCCAAGAUCAUCCCGAAAGGUUUCACCGUGAUCCCUCAAUUCUCCGGCAAAGGCACCGUCGAAUACGUGGUCAGAAAAGAACGAGAUGAAACCCAAUCCAAGAGUUCCAAAUCCAUUUCGGCCAAGACCUCCUCAUCGAAUGCUCCUCCCAAAGUGCUGGAAUUCGGCUCCAGGAAGAUCAGCAGUGCUUCCCUCAGUUCUAAAGAGUCUUCCAAUGUCAAAACCAUCUUCUUGAACUCGGAGCAAGGGGCUAAAGAUGCGCUCCACAAGCAAAGAGGUGCGCCGCAUUCAAGCCCGUCCAUCUUGCCCGGACCCGAGGAUAAGGAUAAGAGCUCUCAAUUUGUGAAAUUGACUUAUCGUCCUACUGAGCAGGAUCUCCUGAUGAGCAACCAGUACCCACGGAGACCCAAUGAGACGAAAGUGGGUCAUCCUCGACACAGUCCUAACUCGUUCGAGGUCACUUCUACCACAGAUAGCAACAUGGAUCUCCAAGAUGGAAUCCUGGACAAGAAUCAGGAGGUGUCCACCACUACCGCAACGACUGCCAAGGACAAUCCCCCCGAAGAAGACUCCGAGUACACUUUGGAUCCCAUCUCUGGCCUUCUGGUGGACAAAGAAGGGAACCCGCUACAAGUCAAAGAUUCUCAGCCUACAUUUGCUCAAUUGAGACCCCCUUUAGCUCUACCAAAUGCUUCUAGUAUGCCUCCUGCGGAGAGCAGCGCCCGUGCGACAGUCCCGUUUAACGUCUUGAGUCAAGCUCAGAUGGUGCAAGUCUCGGUUCCCAUACCCAUGGAGACUCAAGCCAAUCCCAAUCAUUUGCUGCUUCACGCGGGACAUCAAGCUCCACCCGGAUACACGAGCAACACCUCGGAUAUCACGCAAUCCACGAUGUCGUUCGAUCCGUCUAUGCAGGGACUUCAGCCCUCGUUCCAGAUCUCUGAGGAUGGAGGGAUCGUCAUGUCGUCCAUGGAACAGAACACCGGAACCUUGAGCGCCGAUCAGACCAACAAUCCGGUUCAAUACGCCACGACCAUGCAAGGUGUUCCUGGUACUUCAAAUAAGGUGCUACUUGUUUUGCCUGGCGGUCAAAUGAUCCUCACAGAUCUCACGGAUGAACAAUGUGGACAGCUCAAUAUCCAGGUUGAACAAUCCGGUGAUGGCAGCACUGUGAGUGGCGUGCCUCAAGUCAUCCCUGCCCAUCCCCACGGUCCCAAUCAACACGCGGGUGUCUCGCCCGAAGACGUGUCCAACAAUAUUCAGUUCACGUUCACCACGGAUAAUCUCACGGCGCCCCUGACCUCACAACAGCCCGUCCCAGUUCUCGCUCCCACCACCACAUCCAGCCACACCAAUCCGGCGUUCCUGAGCUCAGCCGAGAUUUCGAACUUGCCUAUUGCAUUAGAGACCCUGGAGAAUGGCAAAGAGGCUGAGAAGGAAGGGACUAAGGGCGGAGAGGGUCUCUUGGACGGAGAAGGUGAUGGGCAGAAUUCCAAGCGCAAUGUCAACGAGCUCUCUGCCGAUAAACCGUGAGAAUCACCACGAUCACCGUAUUCAAAGAAUCUCCCUCUUGGCUGUCAAUCAACCAUGUUACUGAGUGGCAAAUAAAUGCACUUGCUCAUGUGUUCUUUCUUGCA